Aspergillus udagawae is the source of this 270-nucleotide messenger RNA. RefSeq lists its product as uncharacterized. NCBI's taxonomy places the organism in Eukaryota, Fungi, Ascomycota, Eurotiomycetes, Eurotiales, Aspergillaceae. Bases 1 to 270 code for a protein of 89 amino acids. The record is from RefSeq and is a predicted model, not a curated record. The transcript has a single exon.
AUGUAUACCUACACUCCCACCGGCAAGUUCCUCGUCCUCUCUCCUGUUCAGUCUCGCCCUGAGCAGACCAGCAAAUUCCUUGUCCUCACACCCACCGAAUCUGGUCCUGAGUAUGAGCUUGGCACAUCAUCUCCCGCCUCUCCUGAGAUUCGGGACCGUUCAGACAGCGUCAGUACCGAGGAGUCGCAGAUUGAAGCUGCAUUUUCUCCCUUCGCUGGUGGCUUUCUCUACCUGGGCCACGGUAUCAGACCUAAGCCGGUGGACGUCUAA